This is a messenger RNA of Daucus carota subsp. sativus, 1708 nucleotides long. Its product is annotated as cytochrome P450 71A9. The record is from RefSeq and is a predicted model, not a curated record. The transcript has 2 exons. NCBI's taxonomy places the organism in Eukaryota, Viridiplantae, Streptophyta, Magnoliopsida, Apiales, Apiaceae. Gene Ontology annotation, molecular function: iron ion binding; monooxygenase activity; oxidoreductase activity, acting on paired donors, with incorporation or reduction of molecular oxygen. The coding region runs from base 60 to 1589 and encodes 509 amino acids.
AACCAACUUUAAAUGAGUGAAAUAAACUGGCUAGCCUUUUUACUACACAACUCCAUACAAUGAGCUUCUCAAUAUUAUUGGCAAUUCUUUUCGGCAUUUGCUUUCCUUUGUCAAUCAUCUUGAUGAAGAAGAAAGCUGAAGCCAAGAGGCUCCCUCCGGGGCCUCGGAAGCUUCCCAUCAUAGGAAACAUCCACCAGAUUAGUCAACCUUUGCACCAGUCACUUCGACGCCUUUCAAACAAACACGGCCCCCUCAUGCAUCUCCAACUCGGUUCUGUUCCAACGCUUGUCGUGUCGUCAGCUGCUAUGGCCAAAGAAGUUCUCAAGACACAUGACUUGAUUUUUGCUAAUCGUCCGAGUUUGUAUGCCUCAAGAAAGUCGAGUUACAAUUACACAGAUGUUGUUUUAGCUCCCUACGGGAGUUACUGGAGGGAAGUAAGAAAGAUUGCGGUAAUAGAAUUGUUGAGUGCAAAGAGAGUUGAGUCUUUUAAAUCUAUCCGAGAAGAAGAGGUGGCGCAUAUGAUUAAAACCGUCAGCAAUUCAUCAUUAGAGUCGAAUCCCAUCAAUGUGACUAAGCUGAUAUUCAUGGUAGUGAAUAAUGUUGUAAUUAGAGUUACGUUUAGUAAGAAAGGGAAUCAUGGUGAAGAGAAGAGAAAGAGCGGUACUCGUGAAUUUGGUGAUAUAAUUAAUGAAUCACUGGAUUUAAUAAGUGUGGGAAACAUUGCAGAACUAUUUCCAUGGAUGGGAUGGUACAACAAGCUUAAUGGAGUUGAAGCAGGAUUGGAAAAGAAUUUCAGAGAUCUGGAUAGCUUUUACGACAUGGUAAUCCAAGAGCACCGAGAGCGAUCUGGAGGCUCUGAGCAUGAAGAUCUUGUUGACGUGCUGCUUCGGGUUCAAGAUGAUCCUAAUCAAGAAAUUAGACUCACUAAUGCAAACAUCAAAGGUGUACUAAAUGACAUGUUUCUAGCUGGGACGGAUACUUCUUCUGUAACACUGAUAUGGGCAAUGACAGAACUGAUAAGAAGACCAUCAGCAAUGAGAAAAGCACAGGAAGAAGUGAGAGGAGUUGUCAAGGAAAGUGGUUCACUACAGGUAAACGAAAGCCAUCUUCCGGAACUUGCAUAUCUAAAGAUGGUUAUAAAGAUGGUUAUAAAGGAGGUAUUAAGACUCCACCCUCCAGUCCCAUUACUAGUACCUCAUGAAGCAACAGAAAGAUGCAGCAUUGCAGGCUAUGACAUUCCAGCGAAAACAAGGGUGUUAGUAAAUGCCAUGUCGAUAGGUAUGGAUUCUGAGUACUGGGAAAAUCCGGAGGAGUUCAAACCAGAGAGAUUCUUGAAUACUGAUAUUGAUUUCAGAGGCCAGCACUUUGAGUUGUUACCUUUCGGGGCCGGUAGGAGGGGUUGUCCGGGAAUCAAUUUUGCAGGGGUGAUAUUAGAGCUUGUACUUGCUAAUUUGCUGCAUACCUUCGAUUGGAAUUUGCCGGAUGGAGCAAGAGCUGAAGAUAUUGAUAUGGAAGAGUCAUCUGGGAUUGCUAUUCAUAAGAAAACGCCUCUUUACCUAGUUGCUUCUACACCUUCCACAGCUAUCUAGAUUAUUUAUAAAUGACUGCAUGUCAUGUACCCAUGAAUGCUUGUACUUGUUUUUUACUCUUUUAGUUUGUGUUUUUUGGGGAGAACAAUGUUAAUAAAACCGGUUGUGUAUUUGAAUCA